Pleuronectes platessa (European plaice) is the source of this 8545-nucleotide messenger RNA. RefSeq names its product echinoderm microtubule-associated protein-like 6. The coding region runs from base 1942 to 7824 and encodes 1960 amino acids. The transcript is spliced from 43 exons. Lineage: Eukaryota; Metazoa; Chordata; Actinopteri; Pleuronectiformes; Pleuronectidae. The record is from RefSeq and is a predicted model, not a curated record. Gene Ontology annotation, molecular function: microtubule binding.
UUUCUCCUGUGGUAAAGCGGCGGUGUAAUCUCCCGAUCCAGCAUCGAACAGACGGCGCCGGGAUUUUCUGUCAUUUCCUCCAGAAGCUUCAGUUUGAAUCCGGUUUUCAGUUUGAGCUGCGGACCCUCGGCUCAUGUCCCGGUUCUGCUCAGGAACCAGCAUGUGCUCCGAACAUUGUUCUGAGCAUUUUAUUCUGAAAUCUUCCCUUCGCGUCUUGUGACCUUCAAACAGAUUUCUGGGAAUGUUCCGGUUCGGUUCAGAAAACAUUCUAACAGAAGGUCCUCUGCAAAACGGUUCCUGGAGGUUCCUGUUGGUUCCUGUUGGUUCCUGGUGUUUCCUGAAGGUUCAUAUUGGUUCUUGAAUGGUCCUGUUAGUCCCUCUUGGUUCCUGAGGCUUCCUCCUGGUCACUGGAGAUCCCGAAAGUCCCUGAAGGUUCCUCUGGGUUCUUGAAGGCUCUAUUGUUUCCUCAAGGCUCCUGUUGGUUUUUAAGGGUUCCGGUUGUUGCCUGAAGGUUCAUUGUGGUUUCUGAAGGGUCCUAUUGGAUCUUGAAGGGCCCUGUUCGUUGAAGGGUCUUAUUGGUUCCUGAAGGGUCCUAUUGGAUCUUGAAGGGUCAUAUUGGUUCCUUUGGUUUCUGAAGGGUCCUAUUGGAUCAUGUAGGGUCCUAUUCGAUCUUGUAGGGUAUCUUGUAUUGGUUCCUGAAGGUUCCUGUUGGUUCUUGAAAGGUGGUUUUGGUUCCGGUGGGUUCCUGUUAGAUCUGUUCUGGUCACAUGAAAAUAACCUUUCAAGAACAUUAUAAUGAUACAUUAAUAAAGUCACAUUGUAGCUUUUUAACCUAAAACAAUGAACACAAAUAUUUUAAAUAUUGAAUCUGUACAAGCUUGAAUAAUGACUUGUUUAAACUUUUAGUUAUGAAAAAUGGUUUUGAGCCCUGAAUAUUUUUCCUAUAAUGAGUAACAAUAUUGUCUCAUUAUCAUUUCAAGAAUUAAACACCUUUAUAAAAAAAUACAUAAAUAUAUUUUCCUCUAGAAACUGCACAAAUUAUAUAUUAUCUGUUGAAAAGAGGUAAAGACAGUUCCACAAAAAGUCAGUAAUUUCAGUUUUUAUAAACUAAACUUAAAGUUUUGGAUACAUUAAUAUAUAUUUACAUUGUAAACAAACAGUAACAAAUUAUUCAGAUAAAAUAAACGUGUUUGUUUAUAAGAUGAGCUGCUUAAUUCAGAUGAAGUUUUGAAGAUGUAUUUAUUUAAUUAAAAUGUGUGUAUAAAGUGAUUUAAAGAACAUAUUUAGUUUUGGUAUCAGAUUUCCUCCAGUGUUAUAUUUGUGUACGAAGUUGAAAGCAGAUUUUAAAGUGAUGGAUUGAAUAUUGUUUGAUAUUUUACCUCAAACCUUUUCUUCAGGUUAUGAUGAUUUAGGUUUUAUCGAUAUCUUGUUUCCUACGAAAAAAAUCCCAACAAAAUAUAGAUGUUAGUAUGUCUCGAUUUUUUUUAACCUUUUUCGUACAUACGAUACAGAAUUAGAUACAUUUUUGUAUUUUUAUUUCUCAUAGUGAUUUAAUUGUUCGUUGGACAAAGUUUAAGUUCAAUACAAGAUAAACACAAUCACUUUAUCUCCAAUGGAAUUUUUACAGUGAAACACUAAAAGUUAAAGUUUCAUAUUUAAUUCCAUUUUCCCUCGAAUUCUCAUUGUUGUUACUUUGAAGCUCACGUUUGUGUUAUAGCACAAGCUGCAGUGUGAAUCAUGGGAAGUGUAGUGGGAUGUGAAACAGACCAGUGACGGACCACAGCUCCCAGCAGCCUUGAGUUGGAUGAAAGGGGAUUUGAACGUUUUGGAGGUAGAUGAGAUCAAAGCCUUUGAUCUUCUCAGAACAGAUCAAAGGGAGAAGACGAUAGGUUUUUAUUUCCCCCCCGGAUGUUUCCAUUGAGUCCCGGGUUCUGAGGGAAGAUGUCUGAUAAGACGGCUCCUCGCUGCCAGCUGAGGCUGGAGUGGAUCUACGGGUACCGGGGUCACCAGUGCCGGAACAACCUGUUCUACACCGCGGGGAAGGAGGUGGUGUACUUCGUGGCCGGGGUCGGGGUCGUCUACAACACCCGAGAACACACCCAGAAGUUCUACCUGGGCCACAACGAUGACAUCAUCAGUCUAGCCAUCCACCCUGAUAAGGUCCAGGUGGCGACGGGUCAGGUGGGUAAGGACCCGUACAUCUGUAUCUGGGACACGUACGCCAUGCAGACCGUGUCCAUCCUGAGGGACGUCCACACACACGGUGUCGCCUGUCUCGCCUUCAACUCUGACGGACAGCGGCUGGCGUCGGUCGGUCUGGACGCUAAGAACACGGUGUGUGUCUGGGACUGGAGGAGAGGACGGGUGCUGGCCACAGCCACCGGCCACUCGGACAGAAUCUUUGACGUGACCUGGGAUCCGUUCCAGUCCAGUCGACUCGUCAGCUGUGGAGUCAAACACAUCAAGUUCUGGAUUCUUUGUGGAAACGCUCUGACUCCCAAACGAGGGAUCUUUGGGAAGACGGGCGACCUGCAGACCAUCCUGUGUGUGUGUGCGGCCAAAGAGGAGCUGACCUACUCUGGAGCCCUGAACGGAGACGUGUACGUGUGGAGAGGGGUCACUCUGAUCCGGACUGUGCAGGCUGCACACGGGGCAGGGAUCUUCAGCAUGCACGCCUGUGAGGAAGGAUUUGCCACCGGCGGCCGGGACGGCUGCAUCCGGCUGUGGGACGUGGACUUCAAACCAAUCACCAAGAUCGACCUGAGGGAGGCGGAGCAAGGCUACAAAGGUCUGUCGAUCCGCAGUGUGUGCUGGAAGGCGGACCGGAUCCUGGCCGGGACUCAGGACAGCGAGAUCUUCGAGGUGAUGGUCCGGGACAGAGACAAACCAGUUCUGCUGAUGCAAGGUCACAGCGAGGGCGAGCUGUGGGCACUGGACCUGCAUCCCAAACAACCAGUGGCUGUCACUGGGAGUGACGACCGCUCGGUCAGGCUGUGGAGUCUUCCUGACCACACUCUGCUCGCUCGCUGCAACAUGGAGGAAUCUGUUCGGAGUGUUUCCUUCAACAACGACGGCUCCCAGCUCGCUCUCGGCAUGAAAGACGGAUCCUUCACCGUGCUGCGUGUCAGGGACAUGACAGAGGUUGUACACAUCAAGGACCGGAAGGAGGUGAUCCAUGAGCUCAAGUUCUCUCCAGAUGGUUCCUUCCUGGCGGUGGGAUCGAACGACGGGCUGGUGGAUAUCUACGCCGUUGGCCAGCGCUACAAGAAGGUGGGUGAGUGUUGCCGCUCCACCUCCUUCAUCACCCACUUGGACUGGUCCGUGGACAGCCGCUUCCUGCAGACCAAUGACGGGGCUGGAGACCGGCUCUUCUACAGGAUGCCAGCAGGUAAGCUGGUUUCUAAAGAGGAGGCGAAGGGGAUCCACUGGAUGACGUGGACGGGCGUGGUGGGACCUGAGGUGAAUGGUAUUUGGCCCAAGUACUCCACCAUCUCUAAUGUGAACUCUGUGGAUGCCAACUACAGCAGUGCUGUGCUGGUGACUGGAGACGACCUCGGCCUCCUCAAACUCUUCAGGUUCCCCUGCCUGAAGAAAGGAGCCAAAUUCAAGAAGUACAUCGGUCACUCUGCACAUGUGACCAAUGUUCGCUGGUCCAAUGACCUGCAGUGGGUGGUCAGCACUGGUGGCGCUGACCACGCAGUCUUCCAGUGGAGGUUCCUGCCUGAAGGCGUCAUGAAUGGUGUUCUGGAGCCGCUUCUACAAGAGGGCUACGCUGACUCCAACAGUGGAGAGUCGGACUCGGACCUGUCGGACGUCCCGGAGCUGGACUCGGACAUCGAACAGGAAGCUCAGACCAGCUACGAACGCCAGGUGUAUAAGGAAGACCUGCCUCAGCUGAGGAAGAAGCUGAUUGGCUCUCUGAAGCGGCAGAAGUCUCCGGAGGAGGGUCUUCGUCUGCAGUUUGUUCAUGGGUAUCGGGGGUUCGACUGUCGUAACAACCUGUUCUACAGUCAGACGGGCGAGGUGGUGUACCACGUGGCCGCUGUCGCCAUCGUGUACAACCGGCUGCAGCACAGUCAGAGGUUCUACCUCGGCCAUGACGACGACAUCCUGGGCCUCACCGUCCACCCGCUCAAAGACUACGUGGCCUCGGCACAGGUGGGCAGAGACCCAGCCGUCCACGUCUGGGACGUCCAGACCCUGAAGUGUUUAUCACUGCUGAAGGGACACCACAGCAGAGGAGUGUGUGCCCUGGAGUUCACAGCCGAUGGGAAGAGUCUGGUUUCAGUCGGAAUCGAUGAGUGUCACUCCAUCGUUAUCUGGGACUGGAAGAAAGGAGAGAGGCUGGCCAAGGCCAGGGGCCACAAGGAGAAGGUCUUCGUGGUGAGGAGCAACCCCUUCAGGAUGGACAAGCUGGUGACUGUGGGGAUCAAACACAUCAAGUUCUGGCAACAUUCAGGGGGCGGUCUGACUUUUAAACGAGGGAUCUUUGGGAACCUGGGGAGACAAGAGACCAUGAUGUCUGCGUGUUAUGGUCGAUCCGAGGACCUGGUUUUCUCCGGAGCCACGAACGGAGACGUUUACAUCUGGAAAGACACGACUCUGAUCAAGACCAUCAAGGCCCACGACGGCCCGGUGUUCGCCAUGUGCUCCCUGGACAAGGGUUUUGUGACGGGGGGGAAGGACGGUAUCGUGGAGCUGUGGGACGACAUGUUUGAGAGAUGUUUGAAGACGUACGCCAUCAAGAGAGCCGCUCUGUCUCCGUCUUCUAAAGGUUUGCUGCUGGAGGACAACCCUUCCAUCAGAGCCAUCACCCUGGGACACGGACACAUCCUGCUGGGAACCAAAAAUGGAGAAAUCCUGGAGAUCGACAAGAGCGGACCCAUGACCCUGCUGGUCCAGGGUCACAUGGAGGGCGAGGUUUGGGGUUUGGCGGCUCACCCUCUACUUCCUGUCUGCGCCACCGUCAGUGACGACAAAACUCUGAGGAUCUGGGAGCUGUCGGCCAAUCACCGCAUGGUGGCUGUCCGCAAGCUGAAGAAAGGGGGGCGCUGCUGUGCCUUCUCCCCCGAUGGGAAGGCUCUGGCGGUGGGUCUGAACGAUGGCAGCUUCCUGGUGGUGAACGCUGACACUCUGGAGGACCUGGUGUCCUUCCACCACCGCAGAGAGCUCAUCUCCGACAUCCGCUUCUCCCAAGAUGCAGGGAAGUACCUGGCUGUGGCGUCCCACGAUUCCUUUGUGGACAUUUACAACGUCCUGACCAGUAAGAGAGUCGGCAUCUGUAAAGGGUCCGGAAGCUUCAUCACCCACAUGGACUGGGACUCCAGAGGUAAACUGCUGCAGGUGAACACCGGAGCUAAAGAGCAGCUGUUCUUCGAGGCUCCACGAGGACGGAAGCAGAACAUCAGUGUUGCGGAGUUUGAGAAGCUGGACUGGGCGAGCUGGACGUCGGUGCUGGGUCCGACCUGUGAGGGAAUAUGGCCGACGCUCAGCUUCGUUAACUCCGCCUCCCUCACCAGAGAUCGCAAGCUGCUCGCCAGCGGAGACGACUUCGGGUUCCUGAAGCUCUUCAGCUUCCCGUCCAGGGGCCAGUUUGCGAAGUUCAAGAAGUACGUGGGUCACAGCACCAACGUGACCAACGUCCGAUGGUCCAAUGACGACUCGGUGCUGCUGUCAGUGGGCGGGGCCGACACGGCUCUGAUGAUCUGGAGCAGAGAGCCACCGGGACACAAGGAGAGUAAAGCUGUGGACAGCGAGGAGUCGGACGACGACCCCGAGGAGGACGGAGGUUACGACAGCGAUGUGGCGCGGGAGAAGGUGGUGGACUACGUCACAAAGAUCUACUCUCCCAACAUCAGGAACAUGUCAGGAACCAAACCUCACCUGCAGCACAAAGAGCUUCCUGUGGAGGAGAGGCCUCCGGUGAGUCGAGCUGCUCCGCUGCCGGACAAGCUGCUGAAGAACAACGUGACCAAGAAGAAGAAGGUGGUGGAGGAGCUGGUGCUGGAGCACGUGUUCGGGUACCGAGGCUUCGACUGUCGCAACAACCUGCACUACCUCAACGACGGCGCUGACAUCAUCUUCCACACGGCCGCCGCCGUGGUGAUCCAGAACCUGUCGGCCGGAACUCAGAGCUUCUACCUGGAACACACCGACGACAUCCUGUGUCUCACCGUCAACCAGCAUCCCAAAUACCAGAACAUCAUCGCCACGGGACAGAUCGGUGACCUCACGGACCUGCCAGAGGCUGAGGUGUCCGGCCUGUCGCCAUCCAUCCACGUGUGGGACGCCAUGACCAAGCAGACGCUGUCCAUCCUCCGCUGCUCCCACGCCAAAGGUGUCGGCUACGUGAACUUCAGUGCUACAGGGAAGCUGCUGCUGUCCGUGGGGGUGGAGCCUGAACACACCAUCACCGUGUGGAGGUGGCAGGAAGGCACCAGGGUGACCAGUAAAGGUGGCCACGCCGAGCGCAUCUUCGUCGUGGAGUUCAGACCCGACUCCGACACCCAGUUUGUGUCGGUGGGAAUCAAACACAUCAAGUUCUGGACCCUGGUUGGAGGUUCGCUUGUUUACAAGAAAGGUGUGAUCGGCUCGGUGGAGGACGGCCGCAUGCAGACCAUGCUGUCGGUGGCGUUCGGUGCAAACAACCUGACCUUCACCGGGGCCAUAAACGGAGACGUGUUCGUGUGGAGGGAGCACUUCCUCGUUCGGGUGGUGGCGAAGGCGCACAGCGGCCCGGUGUUCACCAUGUACACCACCCUGAGGGACGGGCUCAUCGUCACGGGGGGGAAGGAACGACCGACCAAAGAAGGCGGCGCUGUGAAGCUGUGGGACCAGGAGAUGAAGCGCUGCCGAGCCUUCCAGCUGGAGACGGGUCAGCCGGUGGAGAACGUCCGGUCCGUCUGCAGAGGGAAGGGAAAGAUCCUGGUGGGAACUAAAGAUGGAGAGAUCAUAGAGGUCGGAGAGAAGAACGCAGCCUCCAACACGAUGAUCAACGGACACACUCAGGGGGGAAUCUGGGGUUUGGCCACUCAUCCUUUCAAAGACGUCUUCAUCUCGGCCAGUGACGACGGGACCAUCAGGAUAUGGGACCUGGCUGACAAGAAACUUCUGAACAAGGUGAGUUUGGGUCAUCCUGCCAAGUGCACGUCCUACAGCCCCAACGGAGAGAUGGUUUCCAUCGGGAUGGAGAACGGGGAGUUCAUCGUCCUGCUCGUCAACUCCCUCACGGUCUGGGGCAAGAAGAGGGACCGCAGCGUGGCCAUCGAGGACAUAAGGUUCAGUCCAGAUAACCGGUUCUUGGCCGUGGGUUCAGUGGAAAGUGCUGUGGACUUUUACGACCUUUCUCUGGGGCCGUCCCUGAACCGGAUCGGAUACUGUAAAGACAUCCCCGGCUUCGUGAUCCAGAUCGACUUCUCUGCGGACAGCAAACACAUCCAGGUGUCCACCAGCACCUACACCAGGCAGGUGCAUGAAGUUCCCUCAGGGAAGAUGGUAACGGAGCAGUCCACCAUAGAGAGGAUCACCUGGGCGACCUGGACCAGCGUCCUGGGGGACGAGGUCCUCGGGGUCUGGCCUCGUAACGCGGAGAAGGCCGAUGUGACCUGUGCUUGUGUUUCCCACGCCGGCGUCAACCUGGUGACAGGAGACGACUUCGGCCUCAUCAAGCUCUUUGACUUCCCCUGCUCCGAAAAAUUUGGGAAACACAAGCGCUACUUCGGUCACUCUGCUCAUGUGACCAACAUCCGCUUCUCCUGUGACGACAAAUACGUGAUCAGUGCCGGAGGCAGCGACUGCAGUUUAUUUGUGUGGAAAUGUCAGUGAGUGUGGACGUGGUCUUCUCUCGUGAGACUGGAUUCACCUGAGCCUUCACCUGAUCACAGCCGACAGGAAGUGUGAGCUGACCCGGGGGGGGGGGGGGGGACUUCUCCUGUCACGUCUCCUAAAUCCAGAUGUUUUCAUGUGGAGCUCAAACGUUUGUGGUUAGGAGGUGAAGAAGAAGCUCAGUAGGGAGGUGGUAGCUGUUUGAUGUAGCCGUGCUUCUGUUUGUCAGGAUGUGCCUUCUUCACAAAGUCUGACCAAACAUUUGAUAAACUUUAUGAUAACGUUGGUGCUAUGAUCAGAGGUCAUCAGGGCUUUCACAGGUACGGAGGAUGAACAGUGUCCUUGUCUCGUUUGUUUUUGUAACUCGUUCUGUCUGAUGCGGAUGAAGAAGAUGAUGAAGAAGAUGAUGAUGAUGAUGAUGAUGAUGAUGAUGAUGAUGAUGAUGAUGAUGCAGUGAGUAUCACAGUGAAGUAGAAUCAAUUACAUCAAGAUGGAUCUUUGUUUGAUCCCAGUUAUAAAACCGAAGAAACAGAAAACCUUUUUUUUUUAAAUGAAAGAAUUCUACCUCAAACAGAUGAAGUGAAACUGAAUCAUAUUUAAGGCAGAAAAUAUUUAUUAGAAUUAAAUUGUGAGCAGAACAUGAGUGUGGACGACCUUUGCAUCUUUGCCUCUCCACAAGGUGGCGCUAUGUUUUUUCUCUGUAUUUAUCUGCUGUUAAAAU